AGUGAUAUAAGACUAGGCCAGGCGUUAAUUUUCUACAGUGUAAUAAGCCUUAUCGCUUCCGUUCUAAUAUUUUAUUAUAACUUAUUGCAUACCUAGUAAGAUUUAUAAUUUGGCAUCUGCUAUUCAAACUUCUAAUAUUUUUUCCAGUAUUAUUUUUUACUUUUAUUUUUAAGUUCAAUUUCUGUGGACUUAAUACUGUUAACAUUAGCGACCUAACGAAUUGUCUUCAUAGCGGACUUUGCAGUAAGCUGACUGUCAAGAGUUUGAAAAGGAACAUAACAUGGCCAGCUAUUGUAGUGUGCCAUUUGGUAUGAAACCAAGUGAUGGAUUUACAAUGGCUCUACCCAGUGGAAAGACUUCCUAUACUUCAGCAGUAAGAAUUGGAAACUGGAAUGAAGAAGCUUAUUUAAAGGAGGAAAAGAAGAGUGAAUUUUUUCAUAAGAAAAAUAGAGGGGAGCUCCUAAGUCAAAAAACUGAUAAGCUGUUAGAGACAGCCCUGUCACCUGUCAGUCUCAGUAUACAAUGUGAUGGAUAUUUAUAUGAUGGAAAUAUUGUCCAAUUGCAAUCAUCUUUCGACAGCACCUUGGUUUUAGCAGCAACUCCAUCACCACCAGAACCUAAUACAAAUGACAUAAACACCUUCCUACCUUCUUGUGCUGUGUCUGCUUCAUCUUACAACCAACCAUGUACUAGGAAUUCAUUCAUAGUGUUCAGGUUAAAUAAGAGUUUAUCACAGGAACUUCCUAUAACUUAUGGUGAAUCUGUUAUACUUCAGACAGUUCAACACAUUGGCAGUCUAAAUCUUUAUAGUGAUAGGUCAUUUUUCCAAGUGAUGAACAAAUCAAGAAAUCAGGAAGUUAUUUUAUGUAAGGGUGGCACCCCGAGUAAUUUCUGGAGGGUAAUUUUUCCUGAUCAAGGAUGGAGAUUGGAGAAGGAAGGGUCACCUGUCCCAGUUCAGACAGACAUAAUUUUCAAUCAUGUUUUUUCCAACAAGUAUCUUGCUCUUGAAGAUUCCAAGAAGAUGACUGUUUUUGGUGCAGAACAGUUAGUAAAAUUGCAUGACCAACCAAUAAAAAGAAGUCUCUGGCAGCUUGUUGUUAACCCAGCCACGAAGAAAUGACCUAUUAAAUCUUCAAAGUAGAUUAGUGUUGAUAUGAUAAAAAUAAUGUAACUUGGACGGAUUUAGCACAAUCAUAAGUAGUUUUGUAUAGGGUGUAUGUUGAUACUAGGUUUGACAUUAAGUGAAAUUUAUAAUUUAAAAUAUGUAUUAAUGUGAUUAGUAGAAGUUAUUGUCGGAUAAAUUUAAAUAAUGAACUUUAAAUUAUCAAUUUAAAUGGAAACAUAUUUUAGAUGAGUAAGAUGGCAAAUGUAUUGUAGAAUUAAAUACACAAACCUUUGACAAACAUUGUUUCUACAUCUGCUAAUGAAGUUGUAGUAUUUUGUUAUAGUAAGUUUUAAUAUAACAUAAAAUAAAAUAUGCGUAAGUAAGGCUGGUAUUGUUUUAAACAUUAAUUGUGAUGUUAUGGAGUAUUAAUAGAAUCUCGCUAGUUAGUAUUUUCCACAAGACGUGGUAUGAAACAAUUCAGAUAAAUAAAUAAAUAGAUUAACACACCCA
This is a messenger RNA of Limulus polyphemus (Atlantic horseshoe crab), 1615 nucleotides long. RefSeq names its product cilia- and flagella-associated protein 161-like. The record is from RefSeq and is a predicted model, not a curated record. Gene Ontology annotation, cellular component: motile cilium. The transcript has 8 exons. NCBI's taxonomy places the organism in Eukaryota, Metazoa, Arthropoda, Merostomata, Xiphosura, Limulidae. The coding region runs from base 281 to 1120 and encodes 279 amino acids. Gene Ontology annotation, biological process: cilium assembly.